AUGAGUUUAGUCAAUACUGUAUCGAAUCCAGGACUUUCACCAACUCUAUGCACUGCCAGCGGAGCAAAUAAUCGUCAAAUAAAAGAUUCCUAUUCAAGUUCACCUGAUAAAGAAAUAUUAGCAUUCAAAGUAUGCAAAACGCAGCGAUCAAAAAGCGAUAUCAUAUUUGUUGCAAUGUGUUCUACACACACACUUAAACAGCUAAAAGAACGAAUUAUUCAUAAUUCCAGUUGGUAUCCUCUCACGUUCAACGAUAUAGUAUUAACAGUAUUCAGCAAUAUAGAAAACACUUGGAUUGAUGUAAAAAAUGAUAACGAUAAUGAACAAUUAUUAAAUCUGAAUUUACAUCAUAACGAUUAUAUUAAUGUCGAAAAAUUAGAAACAAAAUCGAAUCGAUUAAUCACAGAUUAUUCUAAAUCAUCCAUAACUACAAUUUCACAAUCUCAAAAAAAGUUUAAAUUUAAACUUUGUGAAAAAGUUUUUAUGAUGGAAAAUUACAUUGUACUAAUUGAUAUACCAGCAACAUCCACAAUCAUGUGGUUAAAACAAAAAUCGAGUGAAAGAUUGCAACUGUAUAUUAGUAAUCUCUAUAUAAAUUUAUUUGUUUACGACGACGAAAAAAAUAUGUGGACAAAAUUUGAUUCUACUGUAGACGAUUGUACAUUGGAAGAAUUACAUUUUAAAAACCAUAAAUUUAUAUGUAUUGAAACAGAGAAUGAUCAUUCUCGUAUUAAAACUAAAACAAAUGAAAAUUAUCUUUAUACACCCGGUUUAUGUGGAUUAACAAAUAUUGGUAACACAUGUUAUAUGAACAGUGCAUUACAAUGUCUUAGUAAUAUACCUCAAUUAACUGAAUAUUAUCGUAAUUUAUCAGUAACUAAUAAUGAACAAUCAAUUAUCAAUGUUUAUUCUAAAUUAUUAAAACAAAUGUGGUCCGGUCAAUUUUCUUAUGUUAAACCAAAACAAUUAAAAAAUAUUAUUAGUCAAUAUGCACCAAUAUUUACCGAUAAUAGACAAAAAGAUUCACAUGAAUUUAUGAAUUUUUUAUUAAAUGCAUUACAUCAAGAACAAACAUCAUCAAUAAUAAGUCAAUUAUUUCAUGGUCAAAUAGCAUCCACUGUGACAUGUUUAACUUGUCAAAAAAUAGAAAUAAAACAUGAACUAUUUAAUUUUUUAUCAUUGUCUAUAAAUCAAAAACAAAUAUUUGAAAUUCAUUAUUUUCAAUUAAAUGGUAAUCAAGAACAAUUCCUUAUUGACAUAUCAAUUCAACAUACAACAACCAUAUCAAUAUUAAUUGAUGAAUUUAUUUGUAUGUAUAAUCCAAAUUUAAAUAAAGAACAAUUAUUACCAGUUACAUUAGAUAAAAAUUGUAUUAAAUAUCGUUAUAAAUUUUUUGAUUAUUUAAUAGAUAUUACUAAAAAUCAAUUAUCUCUCCUUCAAUUACCAUUAAUAAUCAAUUCAAAUGAACAAACAUAUAUUUCCUGUUUAUUUAUGGAUAUUGAUACAAAAAAUUCAUUUCGUCCACCAAUAUUUUUGUUACGAUCAAAAUAUAUGUGUCGGACAAUAGAUUUUAAACAACAAAUAAAUAAAUUAUUAAAUCAUUUAGAAACAACAAUUAAUAAAUCUAAAAUUGACUAUAAACUCUAUUGGACAAAUCUCUACGGAAAAAAAUUUAAUUUAAAUUUGAAUGAAGAUGAAUUACUAUCGGAUAUUGAUACAAUUACAAUUGGACUUAAAAAUAUAUUGACACAAAAAUAUCAAUUUAAACAGGAUAAAAAAUUUAGAUCAUUAACACCAUCAUUUGUAUCUACAAGUUUAACAUUAGAUAAAUUAUUAGAAAAUUUUUUUAAAGAAGAUUUUCUCAAUGAUGAUUAUUAUUGUUCAAAGUGUAUAAAAAUGACACAAUGUAAACAAAAAUCGAAUCUAUGUCUAACAUUACCACCUGUUAUUAUUAUACAAUUAAAACGAUUUACAUACAAUGAUUAUUCAAAUGAAAAAAUUAAUUCUUUUAUUGAAUAUCCAAUUUAUAAUUUGAAUCUUAAUCAAUAUUUAAUAAAAGAAACGAAUAAUGAUAAAUGUCUCUAUGAUUUAAUUGCUGUUUUAAAUCAUAAUGGAAAUUUAUCUUUUGGUCAUUAUAUAACUUAUGCCAAAAAUAAUAUAACACAACGGUGGUAUUCAUUCAACGAUAGUUAUCUACAAGAAAUUGAGGAAAAGAAUUUGAUAACUGCCGAUGCGUAUAUUUUAGUCUAUAUCAAACAACAAACAAAAUCGUAA
Molecule: messenger RNA, 2274 nt
Organism: Didymodactylos carnosus
Lineage: Eukaryota; Metazoa; Rotifera; Eurotatoria; Philodinida; Philodinidae
Source: the annotation of a GenBank genome assembly